UCAACAGAUGAAUUCCAUACUUGAACUCUGCUGCAUUCCCGUGCCACCUCCUCCCUUAGAAAACUGAUCUUAAAACAGAUAAAAGAGGAAUAGAAGGUAAAAGAAAAAAGAUGCUGGGAUCUGAACGUGGUGUUGUGGAAGAAUGGUUAUCAGAAUUCAAGGCAUUACCUGACACUCAGAUCACCAGUUAUGCAGCAACGUUACACCGGAAAAAAACACUAGUGCCAGCCCUCUAUAAAGUUAUCCAAGAUUUGAAUAAUGAGCUUCUGGAGCCUGUCUGCCACCAGCUGUUUGAGCUCUAUCGUAGCUCUGAAGUUCGACUUAAGAGGUUCACACUGCAGUUCUUGCCAGAGUUGAUGUGGGUUUAUUUACGGCUUACAGUUAGUCGGGACAGACAGAGUAAUGGUUGCAUUGAAGCACUUCUGUUAGGAAUUUACAAUUUGGAGAUUGCUGAUAAAGAUGGAAACAAUAAAGUUCUGUCUUUCACUAUCCCUUCCUUAUCCAAGCCUUCAAUAUACCAUGAACCCUCAACAAUUGGAUCCAUGGCUUUGACAGAAGGGGCAUUGUGUCAACAUGAUCUCAUCAGAGUUGUUUAUAGUGAUCUUCAUCCUCAGAGGGAAACAUUCACUGCACAAAACCGGUUUGAAGUCCUGAGUUUUCUAAUGUUGUGUUAUAAUUCUGCUAUUGUGUAUAUGCCUGCCUCAUCUUACCAAUCUCUUUGUCGGAUGGGCUCCAGGGUUUGUGUGAGUGGGUUUCCACGGCAACAUGAAAAACAUUGGAAAGAACUCUGUGGUCGAAUAGUAUUGGAUCCUGAAUUUAUGGUACAACUUCUCACAGGGGUUUAUUAUGCCAUGUAUAAUGGACAGUGGGACCUUGGCCAGGAAGUUCUUGAUGACAUUAUUUAUAGAGCUCAGCUAGAACUUUUUUCUCAACCACUAUUGGUUGCUAAUGCCAUGAAAAACUCAUUACCAUUUGAUGCUCCUGAUUCUUCACAAGAAGGCCAGAAAGUACUAAAAGUGGAAGUCACUCCAACAGUUCCAAGGAUUUCUCGGACUGCAAUUACAACAGCUUCAAUCCGUCGUCAUAGAUGGAGGAGAGAAGAUGGCUUUGACUUCUCAAACGAGGCUGAUUCGAGUAUUCCUGGCUCCCCGAUCCAACACGGCUCCACUGACGUAGGGAUCAAACGUGUGCAAGAGGGGGAGGUGCUGGUGCGCAGGACCCCUGAGCCGGAGCCCAACUCAGCAGCAGCCACAACAGAGGGUGCUGAGGGUGUAAAUGGAGGAGAGGAAUCUGUAAACCUGAAUGAUGCAGAUGAAGGAUUUUCAUCAGGGGCUUCCCUCAGCAGUCAGCCAAUUGGGACCAAACCAUCCUCCUCUUCUCAGAGGGGAAGCUUAAGGAAAGUAGCAACUGGGCGUUCAGCCAAGGAUAAAGAAACAGGCUCUGCCAUCAAAUCCAGUGACAGCCCUCGAGAUUCAGUAGUUCGCAAGCAGUAUGCACAGCAACCAACUGAUAUUAGUGUAGAUUCAAUUGAGCUAACACCGAUGAAGAAACACCUGAGUCUGCCUGCAGGCCAGGUGGUGCCAAAAACCAAUAGUUUAAGUCUAAUCCGGACAGCCAGUGCUUCCUCAAGUAAAUCAUUUGACUAUGUAAAUGGCAGUCAAGCGAGUACCAGCAUUGGGGUUGGCACUGAGGGAGUUACUAAUUUAGCGGCUAACAAUGCUAAUCGAUACUCAACUAUCAGUCUACAGGAAGACCGGCUAGGUCAAGCUGGUGAAGGUAAAGAGCUCCUCAGCCCAGGAGCCCCCUUAACCAAGCAGUCUCGAUCCCCAAGUUUCAAUAUGCAGCUAAUAUCCCAGGUGUAGUUUUGACAUCCUCUCUUCUCUUUCUGCUUACCUUUUAAACUGAACAUUUCAUUGUGCAAGAAGACACUUCAUCACACAUUGUGAAAAUAUUGGUCAUCAUAAUCAGAUUUGAUUUAGUUUAGAGGUGUCUUCGUACUGUAUUUUGUAUGGAAACAGCAAUAAGGUUUUCUUUUCCCUCCUUCCUAUAUCUUCUCUUCACCUGUUCUUUGUAAAUGUGUUUGUGAAGCAGUAUAAAAUGUUUGCCUUUUC
Molecule: messenger RNA, 2111 nt
Organism: Galeopterus variegatus (Sunda flying lemur)
Lineage: Eukaryota; Metazoa; Chordata; Mammalia; Dermoptera; Cynocephalidae
Gene: HYCC2
Product: family with sequence similarity 126, member B
Exons: 12
Coding region: 111-1862 (583 amino acids)
Biological process (GO): phosphatidylinositol phosphate biosynthetic process; protein localization to plasma membrane
Cellular component (GO): plasma membrane
Source: RefSeq, a predicted model, not a curated record